This is a messenger RNA of Tricharina praecox, 1743 nucleotides long. RefSeq lists its product as uncharacterized. The transcript is spliced from 6 exons. Bases 1 to 1743 code for a protein of 580 amino acids. The record is from RefSeq and is a predicted model, not a curated record. NCBI's taxonomy places the organism in Eukaryota, Fungi, Ascomycota, Pezizomycetes, Pezizales, Pyronemataceae. Gene Ontology annotation, molecular function: protein dimerization activity; DNA binding.
AUGCAGCGCGAGAAUGUCGCCGCCAUCGACGUCAUACUGGAGAUCGAGGAGAACGCGGAUAUGAGGUGCAAGUGGUACAAUGAGGUCGCGGGGAAUAAUCCCGCUGUCAUGCUUGGCAAGGUCAAGCAUGAAGACGAGGUCCGGAAGUUGACGGACAAGUACGAGGAACGCCAGGCACGCAAGGUGGAUUACCAACUCGCCCCGCCGAUGAGUGGUAUCACCAACCAGCUAGGUCACAUCCCUCAGCCAAACCCUUGUCUCCAGCCGCAGGUAGUAGCUGGUCAAGAUCGCGCUCGCCGCAACUCUACUCCCGCUCCGGAGAGCUGGCGCAAGCGCCGGUUCGACGAUUUGUAUGACGCCGAGGAAGACGAGUCCUCUUCCCCGUACGUCCGAUCCAAGCCUAUAGAGUACAUCGAGAACGAAGUCCGCCGCGGCUACAUCUUCACCAAGCGUACGGCUGCGCUUUUCAAACAUGCAAACGAAAUGUCAGUCCUCACCGGCUGUCAGUACAUGCUGUGUGUUGUGAUGGGCACGCGGAUCUACCGUCACACGUCGCCCAAGCUCACGCCCAUGCUGUUUGGAAAAAAGGCAGAGUGGAAUCUCCUGGACACCAUUGGCGCAGCAGACGGGAUCUACCUGGAUCUAACGAACGAACACGAGGAGACCGCGCUGUUGGGGCUCCUGGUGCCGGAGCCUCUGGUUUUAGAGCUUCUUGCCCUGAUGCCUAUGGCCCUGGUAUCUAUGGCCCUGGUAUCUAUGGUCCUGGUACAUAUGGCCCUGGUGCGUCUGGUCCUGGUGCCUAUGGUCCUGGUACCUAUGCUACCCCUGCCCAUGGUCCUGCUGCCUAUGGUCCUGGUGCGACUUGCCCUGGUCAUUAUGGUCCUGCCCCCCAUGGUCCUGGUACCUAUGGUCCUGCCAGUAACUAUGGUCCUGGUGCUUCUGGUACUGCUGCACAUGGUCCUGGUGCGACUGGCCCUGGUGGCACUGGCCCUGGUGCCUAUGGUCCUGGUGCUUAUGAUUCUCGUGCCUCUGGCCCUGGUGCGUCUGGUCCUGCUGCCUAUGGUCCUGGUACCUAUGUUCCUGGUGCCUCUGGUACUUUUGCCCCUGGUUGGUCUGGUCCUGGUACCUAUGGUCCUGGUGCUUCUGGUACUGCUGCCCAUGGUACUGCUGCCCAUGGUCGUGUUGCCUCUGUCCCUGGUGCGACUGGGCCUGGCGCUGCUGUUCCUGAUGCGUCUGCUCCUCGUGCCAGAGCCCCUCGUGCUCCUAGAGCCCCGUCUGUUAAAGCCACUGGUGCCUCUGGCCCUGGUGCCUCUGGCCCUGGUGCGAUUGGCGCUGGUGCGACUGCUCCUCGUACCAGAGCCCCUCGUGCUCCUAAAGCCACCGGUUCUAAAGCCACUGGUUCCAAAGCUACUCGUGCCAGAGCCCCUCGUGCUCCUAAAGCCACUGGCUCCAAAGCCUCUGGCGUUGGACGCGCCGGUAGUACUGGAGUCUCUGACUCCGACUUUGGACCCGCUGGCAGUGGACCUGCUGGCAGUAGACCCGCUGUCAGUGGACCCUCCUGGCUCGGACCCAUUCAGUCUGGAGGCUCUGACUUUAGCCCCGCUGGUACUGCUGGAGCCCGUGACUUUGGACCCGCUGAUAGUGGACCCUCUUGGCUUGGAACCCUUCCGACUGGACGCUCGGGCGUUGCACCCCCUGCUUCUGAGAUCAAAAUGCGAUGAUCCGUCACUUUCUGUCGCCUAA